Manis pentadactyla (Chinese pangolin) is the source of this 8382-nucleotide messenger RNA. RefSeq names its product golgi glycoprotein 1 (gene GLG1). The transcript has 26 exons. Gene Ontology annotation, cellular component: Golgi membrane. Gene Ontology annotation, molecular function: fibroblast growth factor binding. Bases 23 to 3538 code for a protein of 1171 amino acids. Lineage: Eukaryota; Metazoa; Chordata; Mammalia; Pholidota; Manidae. The record is from RefSeq and is a predicted model, not a curated record.
UCGAGCUCGCCGCGAACCCAAGAUGGCGGCGUGUGGACGUGUACGGAGGAUGUUCCGCUUGGCGGCGGCGCUGCAGCUGCUGCUGCUCGCGGCGGCCGGGGCCCAGAAACUCCUGAACCAGGGCGGCCACGGCCAGGGCCAGGGCCAGGGGGCCGGCUUUGGAGGCGGCGGGCCGGCGGGUCAGCAGCUGCUCCAGCUGCCUCAGUCAUCUCAGCACCAGCAGCAGCCCCCUCAGCAGCCGCCUCAGCCGCCGCAGCCGCCUUUCCCGGCGGGUGGGCCUCCGGCCCGGCGCGGAGGAGCGGGCCCCGGCGGCGCCAGCGGGGGCUGGAAGCUGGCGGAGGAGGAGUUCUGCAGGGAGGACGUGACCCGUGUGUGUCCGAAGCAUACCUGGAGCAACAACCUGGCGGUGCUCGAGUGCCUGCAGGACGUGAGGGAGCCUGAAAAUGAAAUUUCUUCAGACUGCAAUCAUUUGUUGUGGAAUUAUAAACUGAACCUAACUACAGAUCCCAAAUUUGAAUCUGUGGCCAGAGAGGUUUGCAAGUCUACCAUAUCAGAGAUAAAAGAAUGUGCUGAUGAACCAGUUGGAAAAGGUUACUUGGUUUCCUGCCUGGUGGAUCACCGAGGAAACAUCACUGAGUACCAGUGUCACCAGUAUAUCACCAAGAUGACGGCUAUCAUUUUCAGUGAUUACCGUCUAAUCUGUGGCUUCAUGGAUGACUGCAAAAAUGAUAUCAACAUUCUGAAAUGUGGCAGCAUUCGGCUUGGAGAAAAGGAUGCACAUUCACAAGGUGAAGUGGUAUCAUGCUUGGAGAAAGGUCUGGUGAAGGAAGCAGAAGAAAGAGAUCCUAAGAUUCAAGUCUCUGAACUCUGCAAGAAAGCCAUUCUCCGGGUGGCUGAGCUGUCCUCAGAUGACUUCCAUUUAGACCGGCAUUUAUAUUUUGCUUGCCGAGAUGAUCGGGAGCGUUUUUGUGAAAAUACACAAGCUGGUGAAGGCAGAGUGUAUAAGUGCCUCUUUAACCAUAAAUUUGAAGAAUCCAUGAGUGAAAAGUGUCGAGAAGCACUAACAACCCGACAAAAGCUGAUUGCCCAGGAUUAUAAAGUCAGUUACUCACUGGCCAAAUCCUGUAAGAGUGACUUAAAGAAGUAUAGGUGCAAUGUGGAAAACCUUCCUCGGUCCCGGGAAGCCAGGCUCUCCUACCUUUUGAUGUGUCUGGAGUCAGCUGUGCAUAGAGGACGACAAGUGAGCAGUGAGUGCCAGGGGGAGAUGUUAGAUUACCGACGCAUGCUGAUGGAAGACUUUUCUUUGAGCCCUGAGAUCAUCCUGAGCUGUCGGGGGGAGAUUGAACACCACUGUUCUGGACUGCAUCGAAAAGGGCGAACCCUGCAUUGUCUGAUGAAAGUAGUUCGUGGGGAGAAGGGGAACCUUGGAAUGAACUGCCAGCAAGCGCUUCAAACACUGAUUCAGGAGACUGACCCUGGUGCAGAUUACCGCAUUGAUAGAGCUUUGAAUGAAGCUUGUGAAUCUGUAAUACAGACAGCCUGCAAACACAUACGAUCGGGAGACCCAAUGAUCCUCUCGUGCCUGAUGGAACAUUUAUACACAGAGAAAAUGGUAGAAGAUUGUGAACACCGUCUUUUAGAGCUGCAAUAUUUCAUUUCCCGAGAUUGGAAACUGGACCCUGUCUUAUACCGCAAAUGCCAGGGAGAUGCAUCUCGUCUUUGCCACACCCAUGGUUGGAAUGAAACCAGUGAACUUAUGCCUCCUGGAGCUGUGUUUUCUUGCUUAUACAGACAUGCCUACCGCACUGAGGAACAGGGCAGAAGGCUCUCACGCGAGUGCCGAGCUGAAGUCCAGAGAAUCCUACACCAACGAGCCAUGGAUGUUAAGCUGGAUCCUGCUCUCCAGGAUAAGUGCCUAAUUGAUCUGGGAAAAUGGUGCAGUGAAAAAACAGAGACUGGACAGGAACUUGAGUGUCUCCAGGAUCAUCUUGAUGACUUGGCUGUAGAGUGCAGGGAUAUAGUCGGCAACCUCACCGAGUUAGAAUCCGAGGAUAUUCAAAUAGAAGCCUUGCUGAUGAGAGCCUGCGAGCCCAUAAUUCAGAAUUUUUGCCACGAUGUGGCGGAUAACCAGAUAGACUCUGGGGACCUGAUGGAAUGUCUGAUACAGAACAAACACCAGAAAGAUAUGAAUGAGAAGUGUGCCAUUGGAGUCACCCACUUCCAGCUGGUGCAAAUGAAGGAUUUUCGGUUCUCUUACAAGUUUAAAAUGGCCUGCAAGGAGGAUGUGUUGAAACUUUGCCCCAACAUAAAAAAGAAGGUGGACGUGGUGAUCUGCCUGAGCACCACCGUGCGCAAUGACACCCUACAGGAAGCCAAGGAGCACAGGGUAUCCCUGAAGUGCCGCAAGCAGCUGCGUGUGGAAGAACUAGAGAUGACAGAGGACAUCCGUCUGGAACCAGAUCUGUAUGAAGCCUGCAAGAGUGACAUUAAAAACUACUGUUCCACUGUGCAGUAUGGCAAUGCUCAGAUUAUUGAAUGUCUGAAAGAGAACAAGAAGCAGCUAAGUACCCGCUGCCACCAGAAAGUUUUUAAGCUGCAGGAGACAGAGAUGAUGGACCCAGAACUGGACUAUACACUUAUGAGAGUCUGCAAGCAGAUGAUAAAGAGGUUCUGUGCAGAAGCAGAUUCGAAAACCAUGUUGCAGUGCUUGAAGCAGAAUAAAAACAGUGAAUUGAUGGAUCCCAAAUGCAAACAGAUGAUAACCAAGCGCCAGAUCACUCAGAACACAGAUUACCGCUUAAACCCUGUGCUAAGGAAGGCCUGUAAAGCUGACAUUCCUAAAUUCUGUCAUGGUAUCCUGACUAAGGCCAAGGAUGAUUCGGAGCUAGAAGGUCAAGUCAUCUCUUGCCUCAAGCUGAGAUACGCUGACCAGCGCCUCUCUUCGGACUGUGAAGACCAGAUCCGAAUUAUUAUUCAGGAGUCUGCUCUGGAUUACCGACUAGAUCCUCAGCUCCAGCUACACUGCUCAGAUGAGAUCUCCAAUCUCUGUGCUGAAGAAGCAGCAGCCCAGGAACAGACAGGUCAAGUAGAGGAGUGCCUUAAAGUUAACCUGCUCAAAAUCAAAACAGAAGUGUGUAAAAAGGAAGUGUUAAACAUGCUGAAGGAAAGCAAAGCAGACAUCUUUGUGGACCCAGUUCUUCACACAGCUUGUGCCCUGGACAUUAAACACCACUGCGCAGCCAUUACCCCUGGCCGAGGGCGUCAAAUGUCCUGCCUCAUGGAGGCCCUGGAGGAUAAGCGGGUGAGGUUACAGCCUGAGUGCAAAAAACGCCUCAAUGACCGGAUUGAAAUGUGGAGUUACGCAGCAAAGGUGGCCCCAGCGGAUGGCUUCUCUGACCUCGCCAUGCAAGUGAUGACAUCCCCAUCAAAGAACUACAUUCUCUCUGUGAUCAGCGGGAGCAUCUGUGUAUUGUUCCUGAUUGGCCUGAUGUGUGGACGUAUCACCAAACGAGUGACACGCGAGCUCAAGGACAGGUAGAGCCACCUCAACCGCCAAAGGAGCUACCUGUCCGGUGCCCCAUCUGUACAGCCCUCCUGUAUAGUGUGCCCGAACGCCUUGUUCUUCUGAGAGGCGACACAACACCCGUGUUAGAGCAGCCGCAGGUACCCACCGCCCUGUCCCGCCUCAGACCUUGCCAUGUCCACGUGUCCUCUUCCUCCUCGACCACUUGGGCAGCGUCAGCAGCUGGCCGCUUGGGUUACUGCCUUCGUUGGCAGACUUGGGGUUACCUGCUUGUAGACAAGUCUCUCUCAUACCAGUGGAACUACCAAUACUUCCAGAACCAACUUACCUGACCUGCAACUCAAAAUGAUUUUUUUUUUUAAAAAAAAAAACACCAAAAAAGAAAAAAGUUUUUAAAGAAAGAAAAAAAUGUAUAUAGUAACACAUAACACAUCUCCUCCAGGCUUGAUUUGGGCAAUGGGGUUAUCUUUUCUGUGUGACUAUGUAUAAUGAAGGCAGGACUUAAAAGGGGGAAACGUACCACCCAGUGUGCUAUGAACUAGGAUGUCUUGCUCAUUUCUGAAAAGCACCUUUGGGCCACUUCAGGGCUGUGGACGACACUGAGUAGUGGGAAACCAUUAAUUAGCCUGCCUUGGGUCUUGUUAUCUUCUGGUGAAACAGUGAUGCCUUCCAUUUCCCACCAUAGGGGAGCCCCUGCUUUCAAGACCCCAAGGCCCUAGGUAUUCUGAUGAUCUCCUCACCUCAGUGAAGUAAAGCAUGAGCUUCCCUAGGCCAGGGACAAAUGGGUUGGGAAGGAAAUCACAAGUGUGUGAAGCUGAUCAGUCAACUCAUCUGCCCUGGGAGGUUGGCCCCUAAGUUCUAAGGCAGCAGGAUCCUGUCAUCUUCCUCCUCCAGGCCAAUGCAGGACUCAGUUGGCCCUACUGGGGUAGCAGUGACUCAGGGGAGGGAGCUUAGGUCAGGAAGGGGGUGCAGAGGAUUGACUCAUUUGACUUUAUUUUUCAGGCAACAAUGCAGGUCAGUGAGACAAUGGCGUCUAAACACUUGAGUGGCCUCAGGGUGUGGCUGGCAGUCCAUCCUGACCUUUCUGCAAGCUCAAGGCCACCUUCCCAGACAAGCCCCUUUAUGCCUUUAGUUGGAAAGGGUAUGGAAGGUUGUUAUUAUUAAAAGAUGGAGGCUUUUCUCUGUUAUUUUUUUCUUUCUGUCCAAGUUGCUGUGUGUACCCACUGUAGUAGGCAUUGGCUAAAUGUUGUACUUUGAUGAUUCAUCAGUCUUUCCAGUAUCUGAGCUUUAUGGAAGCAAUAUUCCUGGCUGUCCUCCCUUGUCCCUCCAGUGUGGAGAUGACAGGUUUGGAGUAUGAAGAGGGAGGAGUGCGGGCAUCAUGGGUCAGCCCGGCACACCUUAAUCUAGUUGGGGCAUGGAGUCACAGUGGCUGCACAAGAGGGCGGCGUGUACAGUAGGAGAUAUAUUUAUAUAAUAUAUAUUUUAUUAACCUGUUAGACGUCCACAAAGUAUUAUAACUCACGUGCCUAAAACUGUCCACAUAGACCAUGCGCCCCCCUUGCCCUGCCCCCCCUUUGCCGCUGUCCAUGUGUGCUGUGGGACCUCCAUGUCUGUCUUCCCUGAAAUGUGUUCAGUACAAAGUGGGUCAGUUUGUGGAUCAGUUGAUCCAAAUUAUUCCUUGUCUAACCUGACUGACAGAUAUUUGAAUACUGUGGUUUUCUUUUUCUUGUUUUUUCUCUUUGCAAUCCUCCCUGGAGGCAGUGGGUUCCAGAAGCCAGCUGUACAUCCCCCAGCCUAGGGUACUAGUCAACCAGGGGAGCUGCUAAGCUGCUUGGUCCCCUCAGUCCUACUCGUAGGGCCUUCCUGAUUCUUAGCAACUACCCUGGGACUCUUCAGUCUCAUAAAAUUUGAAAAUCCUGGAGCCAAGCAGCAAAUCCCCCGCCACCACUAUUGGCCUGAAUUGAGCUGGUCUAGAGAGUCCAUAUCCAGUGGCUUCCACCUGGGUGCUGGCAGUUUGAGAUGAAGAACCAGGGAUGCCAUCUAAAUGUAGGCCCUCACUGACCUAUGUGGUGUGGAUUACAGAGUAGGAUAAACAUUCACCAUUUGAUAAGAGUAGUUUAAUGUGUCUCCAUAUUUUUGUUCUUUCUGAAUUGAGAGAGAAUCUUGUUAGUUGUCUGCAGCAAAAGUUUGAAAAGGAGUCUGAUUCUUCAAACAUUUAUCACGUUUAGAAAUGAUCAGAAUAGAAGGGGUAAUUCUGCCUGUAUCUUCAGUUGCUUGUUCUAGAAGCAUUUCACCAUCCUAUUUGGAAUAGGUUCACAUGUCCAAGUCUUGAGAUUCCUAAGUAGUGUAGUGUUCUGAGCCGUUUUCUAUAUUCACGGGCCCAGCGCCAUCUGAACCUGCAGCCCACCUGUAUCCUUUCUAUACCCCAGUUGGUGUAACAGAACAGAUUCUGGGACACCUCUGGUUACUGGCUUUAUAGGUUAGAUGUGGGGAAAUCAACUAGUCAAGAACAAAUUGAGAAGAGGAAACCAUGGCCGUGGUGAAGGAACUGAUGGACCUAGGCCUUUAUCUCUUCUCCUGAUGUUCAUUCAUGAACAAGCAGCAGGUAGGAUUUUUGCCAAGGCCAAAGCUCCAGGCAGUUGCUGAAAUUACAGUAGCUAAGUAAUUCAUCUGGCCUCAUCAGCUCACUCCGGUGUCUUGGGGACUCGGUGUGUUCCACAACACUCCAGAGGCGCCAGGAGGCCAGUCUCAGGCUGGAGGCCCUGCACUACAGGAAUCGGGGCAGAAUGUCAAGAACGACUGCCUGCCCCCUGCUGGACCUUGUGCCACAGGAGGGAGCUCUGGACAUGAGACCUUUAUGCCCUGGCACAUCCCGGCCUUUCUCCACCAAUGCCGCUGUCCCAGGUGAAGGCUGCUAGCAAGGUGUGCCUCAUGGGGGCACAGCAAAGGCUUGGAGAGCCUCCUCCUCUGCACUCCUAGAGACCCUCUGGCUGCCACUGUCAGUCCCAGUUUUGUGGGUCCAGGCAGCUUGUUCUGAGCUACUGCAUCCUUAGAAGCCAGGGGAAUUCAAGUGUUUAGUGAGCAGGUGUUGACCUGAAUUCAUUGCAUGCUUUUGUCUGUCUCACAUCCUGCACUUAACUGUUCUGGGGAUAGCAAGCAGCCCUGCCUUGGGGAGGGAGGGAGAUUCUGCUUUCCUAGAAGUGACAGAAAAUUAUUUAACAGGUUUCAUUUCUUCCCAUUUCCUGAAGUCAUGUAAUAGAAGAAUCCGGGGGUAAGAGGCCUGUAGCGUCUAUUUACAUUCUGUCAGACAAGGUGGAAAGGGAGUUAGGUGCUGACCUCACUCUGCCUUCCCCAGGGAAGAUCCCCCCUCAUAUGUGAGGGUGACUUCUGGAAAUGUCGCCCUUCCUUCCCACCUCCAGGCUGUGUACUGUUUCUAGUCCAAAGAUCCCCACUCUAGUGAGUCAUCUAGGGAAGGGUAGAUUGCUUUCUGGGGCUUCCUUUCUGAGCUGUUCUCAAGUUCCUCUGAGAAGAAGUUUCAUUUACCAUUUCUUCCCCUGCUCCAUCAAAAAGUAAACAUUCUCCACGUGUAAUUUAGUCUAAGCAAGUAGAUACGGAGGAGGAAGCUGGAACGGGACCCUUGGGAGGCAACCAACCCAGCUUGAUAAAUUCAGCCUAGAUUUGGCCAUAGAGAAAAAAGAAAUAUAUGGCUUUUUAAAUUAUGUGCAUUUUGAUAUGUUUGCUUGUAUUUCAGAUUCAAAUUCAGAGAUCUGGGAAAUCUCAAAGAUCAAGUUUGAAAUUUUGAAAAACCUCCAAAGAUCCCUUUUAUUUCUCACCGUUUUGGACAUCCUCUAAGUAGUUUUAUAAUAUGCAGCAUUCCAGUGCCCUGAGUUUCUUCUGGGCUUUUAUGGACACUCUGGCCUAAUUCACCUCUUUCUUCCCCACUGAUCUUUUAUUCCCAAGGGCCGUGGAGCCAGAGCUGAUGUUCUGGCCUGUGCAUCUCUCUCUCCCUUCAUGUGUCUUUGGUGGGUCAUGUCUCUGCCUACACUCCUCUUAGUCCUCCUCUCUAGGACGGUUGAGCUUGAAGCCAAAACCCAGUUCAUGCCCAGACCGCAGACAGAAGAUAAACUGCCAGCAAACCCAGACUGACUCCAGAGUAACAGGCUUCCCCAGACCAUCUAGUGAAAUCACUGCAGAGACCCAGAGACUGUUUGUCCUCUGGAGCACAGAGGUGGUAGGUACUGUCUCCUCAGGCUGGUAGUAACAGGAUCCUGACCGUGGUUUCCUCUCCUUCCCCUUCCCAGGAUCCUCCAGGACACACAGGUUGGGAUGUUGAGAUAUGUACAGUAGAGAAAUCUCCCUGGGCAAGGAGAAAAUUCGAAUAGUGCCUCUCGAUUCUGCUUUUGCCUUCCCUUCAGCAUAGAACUGACACCUGGACCCCAGAGCCCAGCAGGCCCUCUCCCAGACAUGCUAGGGUGGUCUGAACAGGUGCCCCAUCAGACUGAACUCUGCUGGAUGGAGGAGCCAUAGGAAGUCAGCAGCAGGAGGCUUCCUGCGGGACUUCUCCCAGCACAGUGUCCCAGGUCGGUCCCAGCAGGAAAACAGACUGUACAGCAAAUGCUAAGAGGUCUUAGGCCUUUAACUUUUUUUUUUUUUUUUUAAGAAAGUAAGUAAAAUUAACAAGCCUCUUUUGUAAAUGGUUUUCCUUUCUGUGUAUAAAAUAUUGGCAGUUCCUUGUUUUUACAUGUUCAUGCUGUGUAAUUUUGAGAUGUGACUGAGAUUCUGAACAUAAUGUGCAUUUUUUUCUGUACAGAUGAAAUGGGAGAAUUUAAUAAAGAGUUUGCAGGUUUUUACUUGUUAAA